AUGUUAGUGAAACUAACAAAACUGGUGAAGAGAUGUGAAAACGUGGGCCAUCACAAGAACAGAAAACGUGAGAUAACCUUAACGGACUCCGGUGCUAACCAAUUCUUGGAUACAGGAUACCCUUUGUGGGUAGCCAUCUUGGACAUGAGUAUGGGUAUUAUCAAAUGUUUGAAUGCUUUACCUGUCAUGUUGGUAGGCUCUGUGAAAGAUGAGGACUUGCUACUUCACACCAUCGUAGAGAACCAAGAGCCAGUGGUACGGGAAUUAUCUGAUGACACGUUUGAACAUCUCACCCAAGCUUCCUCUGGGGCCACCACAGGGGACUGGUUUGUCAUGUUUUACGCCACUAACUGUGUGGAAUGCCAGCGCCUGCAGGCUAGGUGGGAGGCUGUUGGAGCCAAGCUGAAGACACGACUCAAUACUGCCAGAGUCAACCGUCAAACUACAGGUCGAGUCACCUCUCGCCGUUUCGGAGUCGUUGAAACACCUGUUUUUAUCUUGUUUCGUCAAGGAAAGAUGUACCGCUACAACAUUCCUAAGUACGAUGUGACUUCGUUUGUGACAUUUGCCACCGAUUGGUACAAGAACGCUCGUACUGAAAAUGUUCCUGUACCCAAGACUCCUUUUGAUGACCUGACCCUUCAGAUCGCUGAGUACCUCAGAGAGAAUCCGUGGAUGUGGAAACUGGGCUCAAUAGCUGUUUGUAUCGGUGUCAUCGCCUCCGUCAUCUUGAGGCUUAACGCUGGCCAAGUUGCCCAGAAGAAAAAGUCUGCAAAGAAGGACAAAUCAGAAAAAUCUGAUAAAACGAAAAAGGCGAAAUAAUAUCUGAUUCUAGUUGUGAUAAAACAUUUACCAAACAUAGGACUGAUACAGUAAUUAUUUCUGUAGACAAUAUUUUGUGUCGUUUUCUACUUUUCUACUGUCCUAUGUUCAGAUUUUUAUCGAUGACAAUAAAUUGUCAUUUGUAAAGUGUCUUAAUGAAAAAUUUGUUAUAAUGCAACAUUUAAAGUCAAUUUUUUUCUUAACAGUGUUACAAGUGCAAUAUUAACAUAACGCAGAUUAAGUAUAUUCGUUUGGUUCAUAAUAAUAUAUUUAUGUAACUGUGUUAUGUGCUUUGUUUUACUCAGACUCCUAAUUUUCAUUGUAAAAGUUUAAUUCUUCAUAAUACUGUGGGUUUUGGUGUUUAUUUUCUAGUUUCUCCUUUGUGUUAUUAAUUUAACUAUUAUACUAAAGUGCUUAGUAAGUACUUUAUUCUCAACGGAUGUAUUUUGUGAUAAAACAUUUUAAUAUACAAAGUUUGUUAUCAGAAUUUAAACACUUAGUAAAAUGAUAGUUGGUUAUUAUUGUUUGAGACUGACAGAAAUGCACAAGAUGUCAUUUAUGUUUUUACCUAAGAGAAAUUUUCUGAGGCUUUUGGUAGGUUCUUAAAAAUAUCAAAUUAAGAGUUAUCUCUUCCUAUUUACAUACAAAACUGUAAUAAUUACAGUAUUAUUUAAGCAUUCCUUAAAAUUUUACACAAGAAUAUGUGCAUUAAUUGUGUGCUCAUAUUUUAAAUCAUAAAGCUAGUUUUUAAAAUGUAAUAUAUUUGUAAAUGUCAUGUAAAAUCUGUAAUCUAGGGAGAAUGUUUGGAUUGUAAAUUUGUUACAUUUCCAUAAUGUUACUCUUGUUUACUAUUUAAUAGUUACCCAGAAGGUUUGUAACUUUGAUUUACACACCAUUUGAAUGUGUAACAGAAUGAGUGUGUGGGAUAAGAGGAUAUAACUUUCAUUAAAACAUAAACUCACUUUGUUGAAUUCACAUGAAAACGAUGAAUCAGAUAUAGAACUAAAAAUGUAUAAAAUUGAUUUUUCAAUGUGUCAGCCAAGUCAAUACUAAUUGUUCUGAAGUACAAAAAAUUGUUGUAUUGUAAACCUUUAAAUGCUAUAUUGUAUUAACACCUUCUAUGCGGGUCUAUAUUGAGUGGUCAUGACUACUUGAAACGAGCAUGUUACACUAGCUUACUGUAGUCAAGGUGUUAUAAGAAAAAUCAGCAAAGCCCUGUACAUUUACCUGAAUGAAAUAUUUUCAGUGUUAAUUUUUUCUGUUUUGUUUUGUUUAGAAUGUUACAAUAUAUUAAUGCUUUACUAUUGUUCUCGCGCCACAGCAGUAGACAGAGACAAGGCUAACGAUGUCUUGAAGGACAGGUUCACUGUAUUAUGUAAUUCAAGACUGUCCUUACAUCCGUGAAAGUGUAUACAGAAUCUUGAAACUGUUGGAGAUUCUCACUUGAAACUAACAGUGAUUCGUGGCUUGUUUUGUGUUAACUACUUGUACUGUUAACUACGAGAGAGAGAGUUUUAAGAAGAAAUUUGCUUUAAUGAGAAACCUAAAAAGACUGCAAAACCGAACUGCUUCGAGAAUUGAAAAACCACUAACUGUGCGCAUUGGGGAUUCUGGGUUAUUUUUAUUGCUUUCUAGUGGGGUUUUCUUGCUCUCACACCAAACAUGCAGAGUGCAGCAUCUCAGAGUGACUUGUAUGAGAAUCUUUUUAAGCAAAAUAAAGGAUAGUUGGUAUUACAAAGUGAACAGAGUUGGUAUAAAAGCACAUCAUAGGGAGUGUAUAAACCUUUUUCUUUUAAGUUGUGGCCUAUUGCCAAAUACUCUCAGAGGGUUUAUUAUGCAUCCUGGAAGUAUGAACUAAAGCCCUAGCAGUGUAUCAGCAGUUCUACAAAAAGCUUAAAGAAAUCGAUCAGAUGUUUCUAAGGAAACUUUGACAUCCUUGUCCAAAGUGCAGGGUUUAAGCUGUGAUCGCAUUUGUCACAUUUUGCGAAACGAGCAGAGAAAAUGCGACACUGUUAAGAAAAGCAAACUUGCAACGAAAGCGAGAAAGAACUAACUGUGAAAAAGUAUAUAGCACUUUAAAAAUCAGUUUACAGCAUUAAAAUAUUGUUUUUCAAUGAUAUUAUAAGAUCAUACAUUUUGUCAUCACAUUUAAUUUCAUGUAUAUAAAAUAUUAGACACUGUGCGGCACCACCGGUCGGCAAACUGUCUGGUUGGAAGACGCUUGCCUACUCUCAGAUCAAAAGUAUAGAUACCCGAGUUUGAACGUUAACCACAAAUUAACUAAUACAGCUAAAAUUAUGGGAUUUACAUUAAACUUAAGCUUUUUUAUUUCUAGGUCUAGACGUAUAAAGCAAAUUAUUAACAAUCAAAUUUUGUGUCUGUAAGAAUGGAAAAAGGUACUGGUUUUGGCACUUUACUACUAAACUGCAAUUUUGAAAGUUAAAUUAUUCAUUGUUAAACUUUCCAUUGGAGGCCUGGAGCUCUUAUGAAAAAAGCUAAUGGGAAAUGGUCUAAUAUAUUAAAACAAUAGUUUAUUACGGCUUCUUCUUGCACUUAAGAGCGCGAGUAGACCGCACAUGAUCGUCACAACAUCGCCCUCAACAUUCUGAAUGUUUGCACGUGCCAACGAGCAUGCGCCGGCCAAAAAAAAUUAACAACAUCCAUUUAACUAAGUUAAAGUGGUGUUAAAAACUAUAGUUUUAAAUUGUGUUUACAAAAAUGAAUUGCCUUUAAAAAAGUAUUGACUAUAAGGUCAAUAAUGUGACCAAUGCCGAGUUUUUUAAUCAAACCCAGUGUUAAGAAUAUAAAUUUUAAUGAUUUACAAACAACUGGUUCGACAACAACUUUUAUCCAUAUAAUUCAAAAAGUCUAAAAUUAUAUACUCUUAGUUAGUACUCUUGUACAUGUCUUGUAUAACACUUUGCUCUUAAUAGGAUUAUAAGUUUUUCUGGUUAUGAAUGUUCAAAAUUGUAAUUUGGUUGAAAAGCACCAAAAGAGGCACCAUUUUUCGUUCUUAUAUACGUAAAAACUUAAAUUUAGUGUUUUUAAAACAAUUUGAUUUAUGUCUAGACGCAAAAAUAAAUAAGCUAGAUUUUAAUUUAACUCCAGUAAUUUUCACUUAACUAACUAGUUAGUUAGUUUGCGGUCAACAUUCAAACUAGGUUAUCUGUAAUUUUUUAUGCGAGAGUAGUAUCCAACGAGUGGCCAUGCUUGUUCCUAUGACAGUGGUGCUGAUGCGCCAUGGCUGACUUAUACGAACAAAAACCAACAUUGUACACUUCUAAACGUCUUGUCUUGUAGUAAAAGAGUCUGCAAGCAAUACUGGAGAUUUGAGGUUAUGUUAUAGUCAAAUUUUAUUUUGAAACAUCAGACAUUCAUAAAAGGUUAAGCAUCCACUCUAAGCAAUUUGUUAAUUAUAUCUAAUGAAGGUAGUAAUAAAAAUAAACCCAUUUCAAACGAGUUUUAAACAUUAGUGUUUAAAAAAUAAAGAAGGCUACAGCUUGAAUGAUGUUGCCUUGAUGAUGAGCCUAAUUAUUUUUUUUUUUAAGAUUAGUUGAUGUUAAAAGUAACUUUUUAUAAAAAAUAAUCAUACAAUUUACAUAUAUAUAUAUAUAUAUAUAUAUAUAUAUAUAUAUAUAUAUAUAUAAAUAUAUGUAAAUAUUUGUUCUGGAGGCUAAAGUAUUAUAGAACUUCAGACUGUUUUUCGAUAAGUAUUAUUGUAAUCUCCCGUAGAAUACCAAUGCUGUUAAUAAGUGGUGUGAAUAUUUUUGUUAUAAUGUCUGAAGGGCUUGUCACAUUUUUGCUAAGAAAAUUUUCAUCUCAAACGAAGUGUCCCUGCAGAAGUGUAGAAGAUGAAGGAUAAUAAUAAUAAUAAUAAAUUCGUUUAUUUGUCGUAAAACAUGUUACAUGCAUUGACAAAGUCUAAUUCAGCUACAGACUAAGUAGCAUUGUCUCUAAAUAAUAUUUAAUAAGUAUAAUACAUAAAUAUUAUAUAUAUAUAACAAUAUAUAAUAUUGUUCUACUACUCUGAGGGAUUUUUCGAAUGAAUGUUUUGUGAUCAGAGAUAAUUUGCAGAACGUAAUAAUGGGAUUUUCAACUUCAUUAAUUUUUUAGUGUAAUAACAAAUAGUUGAAUUAAACUUCAUGCUUGUCUUAAAAAUAAUUAUCAGUUUCAUCAACAUUAUCCAUUGUUUUUUUAGAUAAAAAAAAAAUGUUUGUAAACUGUUUCUUGUAUUGUAACAUUUUUUUAAUUAAAAAGAAUCAACUGACCAUUCGCUACAUUUAUUCAUUAUUGCAUGUUUAUUUUGAAACAGCGUAUGUAACCUCUAAUCCUGUUCCAUAUUGUUAAAGUUUAUAUUUUUUGAAAUUGUUUUAAUUAAAUCAAUUAUUUUUAUUCAUGCAAAGUAUUAAAUUUACACAAACAUUCAGCUAUAACACACCAACAAUAUUCAAUUUUAUACUAUUUGUUGGAUUAUACGUUUGGAUUAAAUGUAUAAACAUAAAUGUUCUUUCACAUUAACCUUGAAAUAAUGUAUAAUUUAAAUCUUAGAUUUUAUUAAGGUGUAUUAAAUUUUAAAUGACGUUAACUAAUUGUUUUUAAUUUUGUCGGGAAUCUUCCAACAUUGCGAAAUUCCCACUACAAAGCUAUGUUUUGGAGCUGUUCUGUGUAACUAUUUCACCAUCUGUACUGUUAUUAGCGAGUGUCAAUGUAGUUAGCGAAUAUCGUGAUAAAUUGCAGGGUUUUUCACUUCGCUUGGAUUUCUAAAAUAAUUACUAACAUUAGUGGUCUCUAUUUAAUAAACCAAUGUUGUUUUGCAAAGUCUGUUUGCGUCAGCAAAUAUGGUGUUUGUAUUAGUCUCAUUUUAUAGCACAACAUGAAAAAAGUCAAAAAAAGAUUGUACUUUAUUUUGUGAUUUACCAGAAGGGUAGGUAGAUGUAAAUCCUCUUAUAGUUUAAAUUUUUUGACUUGGUUUCAAUAAAUGUCAUUGAAACAAAAAAAUUGGUCAAUAAUUUGUUGUGUUCUUAAAAAGUGGAUAAAGUGUAAAUAUAACUGUAAUAGCAUAUCCAGUUUCGAUUGUAACAACCAGAACUACAGAAAAAUAUAAUGUAAAUAAUUACGCAUUUCUCGCAUAAGCAAUUACGCUUAAUUUUAUUCAGAGUAAUCUAGGAUGGAAUAUACAAAUAAAUGGAUUGCAAAAUGUUAAUGAAUUUUGAUGUCUUUGUUGGCUGAGAAAUGUGUACUUGAAAACCUUUGCGAUUUUGAGUCAAGCUCCAGUUUACCUUCCCUUACGCAUCUGAAAUCUGAUGCUGUCACAGACUUGACUCCUGAAAUCUGGAGUCAUGUUUUGAAGGAUCAAAAAAUAGUGGGUGACUAAGAAGCUGAAACCUACUCUUUGCAACAUUUCGACAUCAGAUUUCGACAUGCUGUAUGUAAAAGGAAGGUGAACUGGAGCUAAACUCAACAUUAGCAUUGAAUUAACCCUUCCCACCAUAGCUCGUAAUGUGUGAUAAAGUAUUGUUAUAUAAAUUCAAAUUAAAUUCAACACAGAGAAAAAUUAUUGUUUUUUAUUGUGUCUUAACAAGGCCUAAAAGGAAAAUAUUUACUAUGGUCAGUUUUAGUGUUCAGGCAUGUGCAAAUAACUGCAAUCUGUUCAAUCCUUCACUUGGUUAAUGGUGAUUUAGAACAGGCAAGUGAAGCUUUUGCUUACUUUAUGACAGCUUAUACACAUAAAAAAUGUAUUUAUUUAAAUUGAUUUAAGGAUCUUUCAUAUAGUUUGUGUUUGUUGUUAAAUUUAUUUUAUAAAUGUUAACAAGUAAGGUUUUUGUCAGUAUGAGGUGCUUAAAAAUAUUAAUAAAUUUGUUAACUUCUAAAA
Homalodisca vitripennis (glassy-winged sharpshooter) is the source of this 6694-nucleotide messenger RNA. RefSeq names its product thioredoxin domain-containing protein. The transcript has 5 exons. The record is from RefSeq and is a predicted model, not a curated record. Bases 1 to 822 code for a protein of 273 amino acids. Lineage: Eukaryota; Metazoa; Arthropoda; Insecta; Hemiptera; Cicadellidae.